Molecule: messenger RNA, 4180 nt
Organism: Nymphaea colorata (pocket water lily)
Lineage: Eukaryota; Viridiplantae; Streptophyta; Magnoliopsida; Nymphaeales; Nymphaeaceae
Exons: 3
Coding region: 2480-4180 (566 amino acids)
Biological process (GO): proteolysis
Molecular function (GO): aspartic-type endopeptidase activity
Source: RefSeq, a predicted model, not a curated record
UUAUCCCACACCCUCCGCUGGUUUUCUCUACUAGGAGGUGAAACGAAGCAAGCAGCCGGCGGGUUGUCUUCUUCAUCGUCUACCCGAGCAGAAGCAAAGGUGAAUGCCGUGCGGACUCCUCAGCCACAGGGGUGUCGAGAGGCGUCAUCCACCAUCCGGAAGGCAUUCUCCAGCCUUCGCGCAAUGCCUACACGGCGGUGUGAAGAUCUGAGAUGCAUUUGAUCGUCCGUUCAACAGAAAUACAGCUAAGUGUGUUUUUCCAGCGUCAUUUCCUCUUGUAGUGACUGUAAAUCGCCUCCCCAAUUCGUUUGUAUGCCGUGGGAUCCUUCUGGAAUCCGUGAGGAUGAUCUGAAGAAGGAUCGAAGCGAAGGAGAAUGGGUUUGGGGGUCGUUUGGAGGAUGAUCGAGCCUCUUUUUGAGCAUUCGGUUGAAACAGGCCUACCACAGCCAGUCUCAAUCCGAGCUUAAAUCGAAGGGUCAAUCGGCCAUAACUUUUGGGGAUUUUGAUACUGUUCGCUUCCCACCGAACCAAGCUUUCUAUAGGAAGUGGAAUCGCGUCAAUCCGUUCAGUAUUGAGUGAGUUACGAGCUUGAGAAGUCGGAGUAGGUUCUGUCACGCAAUUCCGCCGACCAGUUCCUGUUUCCGGCGACAUUUCCGGCGAUCCAACCGUUGGAUCUUCACGAUUCCGGUGCCAUUAGAUUCCCAACAUCCCUGAGAUCAUCUCCACCAAAUUUGACGUCGAUCGGACUGUAGAUGGCGUUUCUGGAGGCGACGGUCUGAAUCUGGCGGGAAUCGGCGGCGAGCAUCCCUGUUUCUCCGCCACAGGCGGCUGUAACCCAAUAUUCGCUUAGAACAUUGGGAAUGCAGCAUCACCGGGUGAUCUAUUAACUUUAGCUUGUUCCAAAUUUAAUUAUCUGUCGAUUGCAAGUGGUUUCAUCUCUUGAUUUGAUCGCAUUGAGGCGGAGUGGCGAUUUGAAGACCUGUGGCUGUUCUUCUGCACGACGGCUCUUCCUGAAACAGGCGACAGAACUACAGCGACUUUGAGGGAUCAACGACUGGGGUCUAGACAGCUCAGAUUCAGCUCAAAUUUGGAGCGUCUACUCCUUGGCUAGUGGUCUUGCUACAGUCCAAAUUUCAGGAUUUUUGGAGGUGUCUAUGAAUUGUUAUGAUUUUUCCAUCGGAGACCUCUCCAGCAGUCCUGAAGCUGUUCUGCGCCUGAUACAUUUCUGAACGAAGGACAGAACGUGCGCGAUUUUCAGAGCUCAACGACCUGGCCUUAAACUCGUCGGAUUUGGCUCAAACUUGGAGCGUCCACUCCUGAGGAUGUCUACUUGUUGCUGACCAAGUUUGGGGAUUUUUGGAGACUCCUGUGAUUUGCUACGAAUUUUAGACUGGAGGCCACUCCCUGCCAGCGCCUGAACCUGUCUUCUUCGUUUUCCAGAACAGAGGCCAAGCCUCGACGCUACCCCGAUCUCGUUUUCUUCGAUAUUGGGGAAACGAGUAUCUCUGGUGAUUUCAGCUCCUUGAAUCCCUUGUUUUCCUUUGAUUAUAUCCUGGAUUUGAUCGUGCUUGCACUUGUUUUGGCGGAGCAUACCCCUGCUGCAACGAGGAUGGGCUGCAACCUGUUAGCAUAGACUGCAACAGUCCGUGAGCCGCAACCUUGGAGUUGAAGGGUGCUCGUCGACACCAGUUCGACGCCUGCUUCCCCCUUAACAGCAUACAAAGAGGGGUUUAGAUCGCAUCUUGUGAGGCAUUUCAUACUUUGGCUCUGUUGUUCGAUUACUGUUUUGCUGUAACAGUAAUCCGUGCUUCCCUUGUUGCUGAGGUGAACCGUGAGCCAUCAAGCGACCGGUGAGUUGGGGUCGUGGAGCUUGCUGUCCAGCUUGGGCGAGGAGGCAUUUGCUGAGUACCGAGGCUUAGUUUCUGGUUUUCCAGCCUCGGUGGAUAGCUCGGACUAGCUCCGAGGUGGUUUGUACCCUGUCCCACUAUAGCACGGGGAGGGUGUUCUUGCUUACAAACCCGCCUACACGGCGCGCGGCAUAGUGAGGUCCUCGGAGGCUCGUUCAGCCGACGACACACCUCCUUGCGGCUUGGCCACCUAGGGGUUGAGGGUGUGGUUUGUGCGCUUAGGCAUGUAUGUUUUUGAUGAAUGCUUGGAUGUGAAUGUGGUUGAGUGAGGUGAGCGUUUAAGUUGUAUCGUCGCGGUUGUAUUAAGCCUUGAGCCCCUUGGCAUUCUUGUAGUAGGAUUGGCUAUUUGGGUUCGGGAAACACUCUUGUAAUUCUGUCCUAACUUGGGAAAUUAAGCCGGGGUUGCUGUCCGGCAGGGAAAGAGUGUAAAGUCUUCUUAAUACUUAGCCUAUUCGGAGCCUGCCCCAAGAGAUCUUGGGAAGGGAGUUCGGCAUUCGGCAGCGAGCUUAGGCAGUCCUAGCCGGGUUCCCACCAGUUUGGUAUCAGAGCACCUUGGGGCUGAUUGAGCAGCUAUGGCAAAGAAGAAGAACACAAGAGUUGAGCAACAGGAAAUGGAAUUGGGCGUCGAAGAUGCAGCCACCGAAUCAGUUCAUGAGGGCAGCGGAAGGAAUGAAUCAAACCGAGAAAAGUUCUCACGGAUAGAAACCGAACUUGAGGAAAUGAGAGUAAGAAUGAGUCGGCAAGACCAGCCAUCACGUGUGGAAGAGAGGUUGUCUCGCUUUGAGGAAGCUAUGAUUCGUAUGACUGAUAACUUCACGCAAAUAAGUCACCAAUUGGGUUUCUUAACCGGCCGAAUGAAUAAAAUGGACCAAUUGUCAGAAAGUAUAGAAGGGCUAAAUCAAAGAAUGGACCGUAUGGAAAGAUCCGUUAAUCAUGGGCACAACCGAGAAGAUAAGGGAAAAGGACCUUAUGAAGAGCCUCACACAUCAUAUCAAGCUCCCAAAGAGCAUGCCGCAUCGAGUUUUGGAGGGAUUAAAAUUGGAAAAGAUAAUCAAGUUCCACCCAAAACCAAUGAAGCUCACAUGGGAAAUAAAAAGACCAUGGGAGUUAACAUGGCAACUUGUUCCAAACCACUGGUAGACAAUGAUUUUGAAGAAAUUUCAGAUGAAGAUAGUGAGAGAAUCGGACAAAGAAGUGAGAAAAAGAGGGGCCAAAGGAACAUAGAACCCAGAUCCAACAUUCGGGUUGACUUUCCUAAGUUUGAUGGCAAAAACGCCCAAGAUUGGGUGAUUAAAGCGGAGCAAUACUUUGAGUGCCAAGAAGUUAGGGAAGACAAAAAAAUUACAACGGCCAUGAUCUACUUUGAAGGGGCAGCUAUGAGGUGGUAUCGGUCGUACAAGAGGAAAAACCCGGUCAUGGUAUGGGAAACAUUUUCAAAUGCAUUACUCGCUCGCUUUGGAGUCUCGUCAUAUACUAACUAUCAUGUGGAGCUCAUCAACAUGAAACAAAUCACUACCGUGGAGGAGUUUCAAGGUCGAUUUGAGGACAUGUCAUGUAUGGUUGGAGAUUGGCCCGAACCCGCAGUCAUAGGUGCAUUCAUGUCGGGAUUGAGAGAGGAUAUUAGAAUUGAGAUGCUAUCCGAGGAACAUGUAGACUUAGACAGUUGCUUUGCAAGGGCACGAGUUAUGGAGGAAAAGCUCCUCAAACGGGCAGCGUAUGAGAAAUUCUCUAAGACCGGAGGAUUCAACCAAAACAAAGGGAAUUUCAACAGGCCUACUCCUAAACCACAGCCACAAGGGUUUCCAAAGAGGGAUACACGUCCAGCCGUUAGGGACAAUGUUCCGGUUCGUUACAUCACCGCUAAGGAGAGGGAUGAAAGGUUCAAAGCCGGGCUAUGUGUGUCAUGUGAGGAAAAGUGGUUCAAGGGACACAAAUGUAAGAGGUUUCAGCUAAUGGUGGUUGUAGAGGAUGAGGACGAAGUUGAGGUUUCAAUCCCAGUUGAGGAAGAGCAACCAGUAGAACAAGAGUGCCCAACGGAAAUUGAGAAGGUGGAUGGGGUUCUUCACUCCAUGAGGGACCCAAACCGUCCUAAAGCAAUGCGUGUUCUUGGAACCAUUCAAGGGCACAGAGUCACAAUCUUGCUAGAUUCGGGAGCAACUCAUAAUUUUAUGAGUUUAGAAACGGCCAAGGAUAGCGGAUGCACAUUGGAAGAUCAAGCACCACUCACGGUCUUGAGACACUUGGGGGAAUCUACUGGGAUUUCUCCAAAAUGA